UCGCGUAGCCAGCAGCUAGAAAGCUUUCAGUUUUCCCCACCCUCUUUCUUUCUCCUUGUAAGUUGGUAAUAAGAUACACUCUUUUUUCCCCUAAGGUUCACAUUAGAGCACAGAAGAGAACUGUUUAACUUGGAAGAAUAAUAACACUAGGCUUUUUGGUUCUGCAAAGAGAUCCUCUCUUUGUCUCCUGCUUUAAAGUAUACAGACCCUAAAAUGACAGUCAUUUCUGCCAUUAGUGGGGCUCUCUUAAUUACCAUUCUCUAUGAAGCAAGUGCACUAGUUUUGCCCAAUUCCACUGACCUAUUCCUGUCAACUAAAAAUUACACUGAUGUUGAAGCAGCUUUGAAAACUCAUCUGGCUUCUGCAAGCCUCCCCAAAUUCAGGAAAAAGCGAUAUAUCUCACAGAAUGAUAUGAUUGCCAUUUUGGAUUUUCACAAUCAGGUCAGGGGCAGAGUAUUCCCACCUGCAUCCAACAUGGAAUACAUGACAUGGGAUACAGAGUUGGAAAGAUCUGCUCAGUCCUGGGCUGAGACAUGUCUCUGGGAACAUGGACCUGCAAGUCUUCUUCCAUCCAUUGGUCAGAAUUUGGGAGCACAUUGGGGAAGAUAUAGACCUCUAACAUUUCAUGUCCAAUCAUGGUAUGAUGAAGUGAGAGACUUUACAUAUCCAUAUCCUCAAGAAUGCAAUCCUUAUUGCCCCUAUAGAUGCUCUGGUCCUGUAUGCACUCAUUAUACUCAGGUGGUAUGGGCAACAAGUAACCGAGUAGGCUGUGCAGUCAACCUAUGUCAUAAUAUGAAUGUAUGGGGACAGAUAUGGCCAAAAGCAAUUUACUUAGUGUGCAAUUAUUCACCCAAGGGCAAUUGGUGGGGGCAUGCUCCAUACAAACAUGGUCGUCCGUGUUCUGAAUGUCCCCCAAGUUUUGGGGGAGGCUGCAGAGAAAAUCUUUGUUAUAAAGAAGGUUCAGAAAGGCAUUACUUUCCAGAGAUAGAAACCAAUGAAGUUGAACGACAUCAGUUACAUGUUCAGAAUACAUUAGAAAACCAAGUGCAACUACAAGCAUCUCCCCGUGAUGAUAGUGAAAGAAAUGAAGUCAUAAGCAAACAACAGAUGUCUCAAAUUGUUUCCUGUGAACUACGGUUAAGGGACCAGUGCAAAGGAACAACAUGUAAUAGGUAUGAAUGUCCUUCUGGAUGUUUGGACAGCAGCGCCAAAGUUGUGGGAAGUGUCUAUUAUGACAUGCAAUCAAGCAUCUGUAGAGCUGCAAUACAUUAUGGUAUCCUAGAUAAUGAUGGUGGAUGGGUUGAUGUUACUAGACUAGGAAGAAGAAAUUACUUUAUAAAGUCCCAAAGAAAUGGAGUCCAGUCAGUUGGGAAAUAUCAAUCGGCUAAUUCAUUCACUGUCUCUAAAGUAACAGUACAAGCUGUCACUUGUGAAACUACAGUAGAACAGUUAUGUCCAUUUUAUAGGCCAGCCACACAUUGCCCAAGGGUCCACUGUCCUCACAAUUGUAUGCAGGCAAAUCCACAUUAUGCCCGAGUGAUUGGAACUAUAAUUUAUUCUGAUAUGUCUAGUAUCUGCCGAACAGCAGUACAUGCUGGAGUAAUUCGCAAUGAAGGUGGCUUUGUUGAUGUCAUGCCAGUGGAUAAGAGAAGAAUGUACACUGCUUCAUUUCAAAAUGGCAUUUCUUCAGAAAGUUUACAGAAUCCUCCAGGAAGCAAAGCAUUCAGAGUAUUUGCAGUGGUUUGA
This is a messenger RNA of Thamnophis elegans (Western terrestrial garter snake), 1746 nucleotides long. It is a transcript of the gene CRISPLD1, whose product is annotated as cysteine rich secretory protein LCCL domain containing 1. Gene Ontology annotation, cellular component: extracellular region. The transcript is spliced from 15 exons. The coding region runs from base 214 to 1746 and encodes 510 amino acids. The record is from RefSeq and is a predicted model, not a curated record. Lineage: Eukaryota; Metazoa; Chordata; Lepidosauria; Squamata; Natricidae.